CGCCCGAGGUCGGGGGCGGAGCCUGCCGCCGGCGGAAGGCGGGCCCGCGGGACGGCCCCUGGCUGAGCGGUGCGGCUGGGUUUUGGCCAAAUUGGGCGAGGGCACAAAGUAACCACUUACCCCUUCUCACCGAGGAAGAACGGGAGAAAGGGUAUGGCACAGUCACAAGGCUGGUGGAAAAGAUACUUGAAGGCUUUUUGUAAAGGCUUCUUUGUGGCAGUGCCCGUGGCAGUGACGUUCCUGGAUCGGGUUGCCUGCGUGGCAAGAGUGGAAGGAGCAUCAAUGCAGCCUUCUUUGAAUCCUGGGGGGAGCCAAACAUCUGAUGUGGUGCUUUUGAACCACUGGAAAGUGAGGAAUUUUGAAGUACAACGUGGUGACAUUGUGUCAUUGGUGUCCAGUGCCUGGUGCCAUGUGUAUGCUGAGUAUAUAUUUACUGAAGGACCCAAGUCCGAAGAGCUGUUCACAUGGAUUCAAAGGCAACAUUUUACCUAUCCCUAUUAAUCAAUUACACACUUUGUUCAGUGUUGUGGCAGCACUGGCUGACUGAAAUACAAGCACAUUGGCGAUGACAUGGUUUUCUUUGUUCUCACAUCUACUUAUAUCUGAAUAAGGAGCUCAGAUUUGUGUUCUCAUUCCGGCAAUAUGGAAAAUGGAUAGUAGUAAGAACAAUUUAAUAUUUUUUAGUUAGAAUCAACUCAAAUACUUAAGGAGAAACAGGUUUUAUUACUUCAUGUGAAGGGAUCUGAAGUUAAGUUUAUGUUCUGUGGUUAGCAAACUAUGCCUGGUAUUUUUGAAAUGUCUGAUGAUAUGAUACAGUCUCAGAGUAUAUCAGAGAUAACCCAGAUGGCUCCUUUUUAGACUAGUUUUACUGCUAAUUAAAGGGCUGAUUUUUCUCUCACAAACUCAAGAGUGUGAAUAUAUUUAUUGUCAAAAUAUUCAAUAGUUGGACAAGCUAAAUAGGUCCAGGGAAACCUAAUUGGGCAUUUUCCAUCUUGCAUAAUUCUGGUGCUUAUAUUUAAGAGAGACUGGGGAAUAGCUGUUAGUAAAGGUAUUGAUUGUAAGUCUGCUGCUUUUUAAUAGCUGUGUAUUAACUGAAGAAGUUCAAUUUCAAGGAACUAAAAUUUUGAAGAAAAAUAUCUAAACUGAACUAGUCCUUUCACUCCCUCUUAGGUGAAUAGUUUUGUUUUUAUUACAUUUUGAAUGUUGCUGUCGGUCUGUUUGAAGAGAACCCAUGACUAGAUUGCUCUUACUUUGACAAAAGAUCAUUAUCUGGCUGGAGCAUGUUCUGGAGUUAAUAAAUGUAUAAUGUGCUAUUUCAGAAUCUUUGAAGAUAUUAAGUAUAAUCUCAUUUUGAAUGUAGAAGAUGUUUCAUAAUAAAUGUGUAAAAAUUCUCUUGACAGAACCUUAAUAUGACAACUAAUAAAUACAUAAUUGGAUAAUUGUUAACAAAGAGACAUAUUACUGUGAAGUACCUUCAAAUUAUUUAGGUGCAAUAACAAAUUAUCAUUUUUUCCCUGAAAAAUGACAAAUAAAUUAGCAAUUAUUUAAUUAACUCAUGUUACUUAUGAUGAAGAAUACACACUGAAAAUUUUUUUGAUGGAGCUAUUUUUACUGUCUUCUAGUAAUUCACUUUUGAUUUUUAUUCAGAUAAUUCAUAAUACUAAAUUAUCUGUAGAGAACAGUUGCCACUUGCAAUGUACAUAUGUAUGGAUUUUACUUUUUACCUAGCUUACUGUAUAUGUAUGAGACCUGUUAUUAAUGUUAGGAAAACCUUAACCAAGAUCAUCCUGGCUUAGAAAGUUGUUCAUGAAAGUUGCUAUUUCAUCUGUAAAUCCAGACUUAGACUUACAAAUCCAGAUUGCACUUUUCUUAUUUAAUCUUAAAAUGAGUUUCCAUUUAUUUGAUGAGCAAAUACUUUGCAAUUACAUAUUAAACAGUUUUGUUUAUGUGCUGUUUGAUAAGAUGUACCAUUUUUAAUACCUCUGGAAUUUUCUGUUCUUGAGGUUAAAAGCCUUCAGGUAUAUACUGUUGUUACUAUUAUCAUCAUUAUUUGAGAAAAUAGCAUUUCCACUUGCAUUUCAGCAUGGUUCCUUUCCACCAUAGUCAUAUUCACAUGAGAAGGGAACUCUUUUUGGCUCAGUGAAAUAUCCACAUUGUUUUUCUGAGCUGCAGCCAUCUAAUGUGUGAUUGUUUUAAGGUGUAGUGUUAUGAAAUCUUAUUUCACCAUAUUUCAUCAUGGUCUGUUUUGCAAUUUUAAAAAUGACUUGUGUUUAAAUACCUAUAACAACUGUAAUUCUGGCAAAUGGAUAUAUAAUUUAUAUACUCUCAUUAGAUAAUUUCUUUGACUAGCAUAUAAACUUUCACUUUCUGAUCAGUUUAAGUGGGAAACUGACAUUGUACAUGGUCUUUGUUGUCUCUAGUAGGACUUUUUACUGUAAGGUUUAUGAGAGGCUUUCAGUGAUAUAUUUUUUCAAGUCUGGUGGUUCUCUGUGUACAGAUAUCACAUUUCAUUUUUCAGUUAAUAAAUAGUUCAUAUUUUACUGUCUCAUUAGCCUUUCAGUAAGUGGGUUUCAAAAUGGUCUCAUUAGCCUUUUGAUAAAUAUCAUUUUAAUUAAAUAUGCAUAAAUAUGGAAAGAUCUACCAGUCUAACAAUGUCUAUAGUAAUUACAGUGUACUUUGUAUUAUUUUGCAUACUUACAGAAUUGUGUACCUAUUUUUGAUGCAGAAUAAUUACACCGUUGGGAGUCUAUACUAACCUGUUAUUUUGUGUUUAUGAAGAUCACAAGUCUAUCAAGUAGGUGGCUUGAAUUAAUUUGAUUUCACCUUUAUCAUAGUGCUAAUGGAAUUGAUAUUGUAACUUCUUUUAUGCCAAGAAGUAAAGAAUAACUUUAUUCUUUAAUAAUGAACUCAGGUUUAAUAACUUUUUGUGCUGAUUCAGAAAACUCAUUUGUUGCAGAAUUUUUGUAAAGAUAGAUGUUUUAAUGCAGUUGAAUAUUAUAAAAACUGUUCAGUUCAGUUCUUCAGCUAGUCAUUAAUAUUGUUAUGAUAUGACAGAGGCAUUGCUAGAGAAAGGAACUUUAGAGUUAGAAAAACUUGACCUCAGAUGUAUCUCAGAUUUUCUAGUUACUAUCAUAAGGCCCUUGGGAGAUUAUAAUAACACUUGCCUCAAAGGACUGUUUUGAGAAAAAAUUGAGAUAAUGAGAUUUAGUAUGCACUAAAAAAGGUACAUUAGUUUAUCAUAAUAAUAUGUCAUGACUUUUUUGUUUUAAAUAUAUUUAAUUUUGCUGUAAAUUAUGUUGAUCAGUUUUGCAUUUGUGACAAUUAAAAAUGUUGAUUAAAUGUAUAUGAACAUCAAGCUGUAAACUUGUUUUUGGACACCUUGAAAGCCAUUGUAAUCAGCAUGUUCGAAAACAUUACAUAGUUGAAAUUUAAUAAAAUUGAAUUGAAUUUGCAUGGCUUCAACUCAUAUAAGAUGAUUGUCAUGCAAUUUUGCUUAUUUCCUGACAUAUAAUUG
Molecule: messenger RNA, 3514 nt
Organism: Manis pentadactyla (Chinese pangolin)
Lineage: Eukaryota; Metazoa; Chordata; Mammalia; Pholidota; Manidae
Gene: IMMP2L
Product: inner mitochondrial membrane peptidase subunit 2
Exons: 5
Coding region: 154-501 (115 amino acids)
Biological process (GO): mitochondrial respiratory chain complex assembly
Cellular component (GO): membrane; mitochondrial inner membrane peptidase complex
Molecular function (GO): serine-type endopeptidase activity
Source: RefSeq, a predicted model, not a curated record